Messenger RNA from Ostertagia ostertagi, 210 nucleotides. NCBI's taxonomy places the organism in Eukaryota, Metazoa, Nematoda, Chromadorea, Rhabditida, Trichostrongylidae. The record is from the annotation of a GenBank genome assembly.
AUGAACAGCGAUAUCUAUAUUGAAAGCGAAAAGAUGCGAGGAAGUUCGUUAUUUACUACUGCUGUGCCCUACUGCCCAGACAAGAGCACUGACUUCCUGACGUUACUGGAAAAGAUGCAAAGUCAACGACUUGACGAGCAACGAUGCGAAAUGCCCGACUUACAUCUGCAAGUUCCCGAAUUGUUCCGAUACUCGAUUGCUCUCGUAGAA